Messenger RNA from Mixia osmundae IAM 14324, 459 nucleotides. RefSeq lists its product as uncharacterized. NCBI's taxonomy places the organism in Eukaryota, Fungi, Basidiomycota, Mixiomycetes, Mixiales, Mixiaceae. The transcript has 4 exons. Bases 1 to 459 code for a protein of 152 amino acids. The record is from RefSeq and is a predicted model, not a curated record.
AUGCUGCUCUUCUCGCUUAUCAUCUCCGCUUGCCUCUUCAGCGCCAUCCAGGCUGUCACCGUCACUGUUACCGCGAAUGGUGAGGCUGUCUGCGCUUUCUACAACGGUCUCGUGCACGGCAUAAGCAGUACAUCCGGUGUGUCUGCUCGUCAUGCCUUAAUCACACUCGAAACGAUCAGCUCGGAUGGUCUGGGUCAUGAGACGUAUCGCAUGACGGUCCCUUCAAACCACUUCAGAAGCGAGCACGGUGGCACGCGUGGCUGGAACAACUGCUGUGACGGCUUGCUCAGCUUCGUAUUCACGCUCAACCCCAGAUAUCCUCACAUGAUCGAGCAUAGAGAUGCUCGCUCGGCCACAGGCGCGUGCCAACCUUUGGCACCAGAAUUCUGCUGGACGGACGUCAGAGCAGAGGGCGACUGCAAGCCGAGUACGGCUGCUCUGAGCUACGUGGUCAACUGA